AUGGCGAUCCACCGGCAAGCGGUUGAACAUCGAGCGGAAGAAAAUGAUUCUUCCACAUCAUUCAUGCUGUGGAUAGGUCUCAUAAUCACAUUCGUUUCAUUUCUGGUAAUCAUUGGAAAAAGUUACCAUGUAGGAAAAAUCGAUGAGGAACUAUUCAUCGCGCGCCACACUAAUUCGGAAUCUUACGCCCAUGACAAGCAAAUUCUCAUUGUGGGGCACAACCAACUAGCUACAAAUAUAGCCAAGAUUGCGAAAAAUAACCUGCGAGAGUUUGAUCUGAACUGGGAUCUGCAGCGUCAUAUGGUUUGGAGCAAGAUAAAUACCUCUCGCACGGAUCUGAUUCGUCUGAGAGCUGGACAGGUUAACGGACAAAUAUGGUACGCUGGCUUAAACUGUACCGAAUCUUCUCUGGAAGCAGUCCAAAGUGUGUUUGAACAAAUUGACAUUCUAAAACGGGUCAUUGAAAGACAUGGGCAGGAUCUUUCUCUUGUAACAUCAGUCGCUGAGCUGGAGACUGCAGUCAAGCAAGCAAAGAUUGCUUCACUGCUCGCUGUAAAGGGCGGACAUUCAAUCAACGUGAAGCUUGGUAUUUUGAGAAGCCUUUAUGCACUCGGCGUUAGGUGCAUGUCACUCGCUUCAGAACGAAAUUGCUGCCGUUGGGUUGAUUCUUCGAUUGUUGAUCUGAUGGACAUCGGUACCGCCGACAUGCGUCAGGAUCUUUCCCUUUGGGGUCGACUGGUGGUGUGGGAAAUGAAUCGCUUGGGCAUGAUUGUGGAUCUUUCUUAUGCGAGCUACGGUGCGGCAUUGGAUGUGUUGCGAUACAGCAGAGCACCGGUGAUCUUCAGUAAUGCGGGAGCAUACGCAAUCAACAAACAUCAUCUUAACGUGAGGGAAGACGUGCUGAUUCCGUUAGCUACUCAGGGAGGACUAAUUAUGAUUAGCUUCGAUCCCAAGCUGCUGGGAGGAUACACUAUAGACAAUGUGCUUGAACACCUCAAUUAUCUGAGGGAAGUCAUUGGACCAGAUCAUAUCGGUAUUGGUACCGGUUUUGAUGGAUUUGAUAGUGCAAUCGAUGGACUGGAAAACGUUUCCAAAUUUUCGCACUUAUUCAUCGCGCUUACUAAUGGAAAAUACUCCGACGGCGAAACAUUCGCGCCGUGGACGAAGGGCGAACUCAGGCAACUGGCCGGACUAAACUUUCUACGCGUAUUUCACGAAGUUGAGCAAGUGAAGCGAGAGCUCGCUCAUGAGCAACCGCUCGAGGAUGACGGGGUGGAAGAUAUGUUGGAUUAG
Molecule: messenger RNA, 1293 nt
Organism: Anopheles marshallii
Lineage: Eukaryota; Metazoa; Arthropoda; Insecta; Diptera; Culicidae
Product: dipeptidase 1-like
Exons: 4
Coding region: 1-1293 (430 amino acids)
Biological process (GO): proteolysis
Molecular function (GO): metallodipeptidase activity
Source: RefSeq, a predicted model, not a curated record